CCAAGGAUGUCGGAUAGUUCAGAUCAGCUGUCAUCACCGAACAGCGACUGCAAUAGUCAAAUGGGCGUCGUGCAUCGCAAUGCAACCGCGCAAUACAGUAAUACAUCGUCAAUGUCCGGUCUCGGGUUGACACAUCAUCCCCAAAAUUUAACGCCAACAUCGAAUGGCAGUCCUCAGUAUUCGCAGGAGAUUUCCUGCAACUCUGCCAGCGUAAACACUAACAUCAGUAAUAUCAGCAAUCUCCCCCUUAGCAGCAGUAAUUUCACACCUGAACAGAUAUCUUGCAUGUGCGAGGCAUUGUCGCAAAGUCAAGACAUUGAGAAAUUAUCCAGAUUUCUUUGGUCCUUACCGCCUGGAGAACUGUUGCGCGGAGGCGAGAGUGUGCUAAUGGCGCGUGCCGCUGUUGCCUUUCACCGCGGAGCCUAUCACGAGCUUUACUCAAUCCUGGAGAGCCACCCUUUCUCGCCACGUCGACAUCCUGAACUCCAACAGAUGUGGUUUAAGUCGCAUUAUCGCGAAGCUGAGAAAAUCCGCGGUCGACCAUUGGGCGCCGUGGACAAGUAUCGGCUGCGCAAGAAGUAUCCACUACCAAAGACGAUCUGGGACGGUGAGGAGACCGUGUAUUGCUUCAAGGAACGAUCGAGGAACGCUUUGAAAGAGUGUUAUAUGAGGAACCGAUAUCCUACGCCGGACGAGAAGAAGAAUCUUGCGAAGAAAACUGGCCUGACGCUGACUCAAGUGUCCAAUUGGUUCAAGAAUCGUCGACAGCGUGAUCGUACGCCACAAACGAGAACGGAUAUGUUACCACUAAAUUGUCAAGGCACGACUAACAGUACAAUUAGCAGUUCAGUGAGCAACGGCGGUAGUAUCCAAUCUUUGCAGAGUAUCGAUUCCGAUAGUCCGAGUCUCGCAAUGUCACCUCUAUCAACUAUGGGUAUGUCACCAGUCACUAUGAAUCCAUGCAGCCCGAUGGGCAUGAGUCCCAUGGGUCCUCAUCAUGGCUAUGCCACUCCUGUUACCCCAUCGUCCGUUCAUACCUCACAUUCCCAUAAUGGCGGAUUGAGUCCUAUGAACGACGUUAAGGCUUUAUAUGGACGCAGUGUGUACGACACAGGUAAAGACGUGGAGCAGAGUUCAGUUUAUUACUCCAGCCAUUCCAGUAUGCACCACCAGUAUUAUCAACAAACUCAUCAUCAGAUGAUGUCCAGCUCCCAUCAUCAUCACCAUCAUCAGCAGAGCGUGCCAGCCGGCUACGAGAUUAUGCUGCCCCCGCCUUCCAUGUGA
Molecule: messenger RNA, 1284 nt
Organism: Atta colombica
Lineage: Eukaryota; Metazoa; Arthropoda; Insecta; Hymenoptera; Formicidae
Gene: Six4
Product: homeobox protein six1
Exons: 4
Coding region: 7-1284 (425 amino acids)
Biological process (GO): regulation of transcription by RNA polymerase II
Cellular component (GO): nucleus; transcription regulator complex
Molecular function (GO): DNA-binding transcription factor activity, RNA polymerase II-specific; RNA polymerase II cis-regulatory region sequence-specific DNA binding
Source: RefSeq, a predicted model, not a curated record